AUUACGCCAUGCAAUCUGACCACUCACUGCCGUCAUGGACAAGCGAAUCUCCGGCAGGACGAUGGAACAUAGCCGGCGAUCGCGAUAUUCCGAAUAGACAAAGUUAUACUCUCGAAGAAGUCAAAAACAAAAUGGAUAAUUAAAUGGGUUACUGCCAAGAUUUUUGAACAGCCUGAAUACGAAAAGGCAUUCGAAGAAGGAAUUGCAAGUCAACAGUUUUAUGGUGGAAGGAAGUUUGUGUAGUUGCGUAGCUGGGGAACAUAAUAGGAAACCGGGGAGGGACUGCGGGAAGCGACCCAAAGCGGAGGACAAAACAACAUAUAAAACCGCAACAGAAUAGCCGCCAUGGAGGACUUUGGGUCGGCACUGGAGAAGAAUGUGGCCGACCUGACGGUCAUGGACGUGUAUGACAUAGCGGCCGUGGUGGGCCAGGAGUUCGAGCGGAUCAUUGACCAGUAUGGCUGCGAGGCUCUGUCCAGACUGAUGCCCAAAGUGGUUCGUGUACUGGAGAUACUGGAAGUGAUGGUGAGCCGCAACAGCAUCAGUCCAGAGACCGAGGAACUCCGUCUGGAGCUGGACAAACUUCGCCUAGAACGGAUGGAUCGCAUGGAGAAGGAGAAAAAGCACAAAAAGGAGCUGGAGCUGGUGGAGGAUGUGUGGAGAGGAGAGGCCCAGGACCUCCUCACCCAGAUAGCCCAGCUACAGGAGGAGAACCAGUCCCUCCUCAGCAACCGGUCCAUCAAAGACCCCCUGAGCGAGGAGGACUUGCAGAGACAUGAAGGUAUGACGGAGCGGGAGAGGCAGGUGAUGAAGAAGCUGAAGGAGGUGGUGGACAAGCAGCGGGACGAGAUCCGCGCCAAGGACCGCGAGCUGACCCUGAAGAACGAGGACGUGGAAGCGCUCCAGCAGCAGCAGAACCGGCUGAUGAAGAUCAACCACGACCUGCGCCACAAGAUCUCCGUGGUGGAGGCCCAGGGGAAGGCGCUCAUCGAGCAGAAGGUGGAGCUGGAGGCCGGCGCACAGGCGCGGGGACAGGAAGUGGGCGCGCUGCGACAGGAAGUGACACGUUUGAGGGAGCGACUGCAAGGGGUUGCCCCCGGCGCCGAGGCAGAGGAGGAGAGGCCGCCUCUCUCGCCAACGCAGGAGGCGAUGUACCAUGAGGACAUGCCUGCUGUGUUCGAAUAUUUCACAAAGGAGGCUCAGGGCGAGGAGGAGGCGGCGGGCCUGGACCAGAAGGACCCCAACCGGCCGCGCUUCACCCUGCAGGAGCUCCGGGACGUCCUCCACGAGAGGAACGAGCUCAAGGCCAAGGUGUUCCUGCUGCAGGAGGAGCUCGCUUACUACAAGAGCGAAGAGGCUGAUGAUGAGGUCAUGACCUCGUCCCCCUCCCCUUCUCCUGAGCCCCGAGGUCGCGGCCGCUCCACCCCUCAGCCGGAGUCGGGAAUCAAACGCCUGUUUAGCUUCUUCUCGCGCGACAAGCAGCGCCGUGGCAGCCAUUUUGACGGUGAUGGCGGCGUCACAGUCGGGGUCGGGCCUUGGGGUGGGCCAGGAGACACAUACACAGAGCAGGCCCAGGAGGCUCUGCAGCACAUAUAGUCCCAUCUGAAGACCCCACGGGCCUUAUUCACCUUUAGCAGCCAGCUGCGCUCUAACCGCUAGCAUUGACUGCGCGUUCAGUUCCCCAGAAGAAGGCUUCAUGGGAAAGCUCCCCCUAAAACAAAAAGGACUUCCUGUCAUCACUAAAAGGCAUUGCUGUGUUCUGCUUGCGACUAGAUGAUAGAUGGAAUUGCUGGAUGGUUGGAGGGAUGGGGAUGACACACAGAUCAGCAAAGAAGGAGCUUUUUCAGGGUCAUUUUGAGAAUGUGAUCAAACGUGUGGAACUGAGAGAAUUAAUAUAAGAAGACAUGUACGCAUGUACGCACAAUAAGAUUCCUUAAAUCCGAAGGAGGGAGUUGAGCCUUAACAGACUCAACAGAUGAGAGUUUGUGAGCACUAAAUUGGGGGAAACAAGCAUGUUGCGGAACCCAGAACUUAUUUAUUUUUGUCUCAACAUUUACCAGCCGAGAAUAAUUCCAUCAUUAGCUUUGAUUGUGAUAGUCAUAGUCAUUUGCGAUGCUACACUGUGCCAUUACAAAGCCACAGGCAUGUGCUGUUGCUCUGAUUAUUUAAAGCAAUAGUUUUAAUGAUCUCCCAAUUAUAUUAUUCACACAAAACUGGAUAUUACAAUAUUCUGUCCGAUGACUGGAACACAUUUUCUUUUAUAACAGCAAUUAGUAAUUUUGUAAUAAAAAUAAAAAAAAGUUUACAUUAUCAUGUCAAUGAAGACUAACACUAUUUAAAACUGACUAAUAUACGAACUCAUAUACAAAAUUAUCCCAUGUACAUUUCUUCCCACCCUGACAAUUAAUGAAGUGAAUUUUUUUUUUUUACGUCAACACUUGUUUCUUAUAAGCAUAUUUUACAUUAACAUUUUCAUAUGACAGAGGACUAUGGUUUCCUAUAUAUUUAUUUUAAAGUGAGUUUUUAGGGUUAGUUUAGGCAACUCCCUCCUCACCAGCAACUUAGUUGGCCCGCCGUUUGUAAGAACAUGAACAUGAUCAUAUUGAAAGAAUCACACUUUAAUCAGAAAAGGCUGUGUUCAAAACGUUGCAAAUUAGCCUAGCCGCUACAUUUGGACAUUUUGACGUGGUUUAAAAACAAUUUCCCAGUAAGUAGUCACGCCCAUAAUAAUAAAGUGAGGUUUAGUUUUGACAUUGGCGUAAAAAGUCCUUCACCCAUUGUUUCAAUCGAUGAGCUAAAAAAUAUCAUCUUAUGUACUAUAGAAACGGAACUAGUGAAACCAUUAUGGGAAUUGUUUCUGAAUGCAUACUGAAGCUGAAUGGAAAUGUGAGAAUAUCUCCCGAUGGUUACUUAGGCUGCCCAGUUGAAUAUGUAUAUGCAAUAAAAUAAGUAUAUUUAA
Gadus morhua (Atlantic cod) is the source of this 2959-nucleotide messenger RNA. It is a transcript of the gene rilpl1, whose product is annotated as Rab interacting lysosomal protein-like 1. Gene Ontology annotation, molecular function: small GTPase binding; protein dimerization activity; dynein light intermediate chain binding. Bases 346 to 1596 code for a protein of 416 amino acids. Gene Ontology annotation, biological process: cilium assembly. The record is from RefSeq and is a predicted model, not a curated record. Gene Ontology annotation, cellular component: ciliary basal body; cytoplasm. Lineage: Eukaryota; Metazoa; Chordata; Actinopteri; Gadiformes; Gadidae. The transcript is spliced from 8 exons.